Euleptes europaea (tarantolino) is the source of this 906-nucleotide messenger RNA. RefSeq names its product esterase D (gene ESD). Gene Ontology annotation, biological process: formaldehyde catabolic process. Lineage: Eukaryota; Metazoa; Chordata; Lepidosauria; Squamata; Sphaerodactylidae. Bases 5 to 853 code for a protein of 282 amino acids. Gene Ontology annotation, molecular function: S-formylglutathione hydrolase activity. The record is from RefSeq and is a predicted model, not a curated record. The transcript is spliced from 8 exons. Gene Ontology annotation, cellular component: cytosol.
GAUCAUGGCCUUGAAAGAAGUUUCUAGCAAUAAGUGCUUUGAGGGUUUUCAGAAGGUGUUUGAACAUGACAGUGUGGAGCUGAAAUGCAAAAUGAAGUUUGGAAUUUAUCUGCCCCCAAAGGCAGAAACUGAGAAAUGCCCUGUGUUGUACUGGCUCUCAGGAUUAACAUGCUCAGAACAAAAUUUCAUCACAAAAGCAGCCUUCCACCAAGCGGCGGCUGAACACGGCCUCAUUGUGGUUGCUCCAGAUACCAGCCCACGUGGAUGCAAUAUUAAAGGAGAAGACGAGAGCUGGGAUUUUGGCACGGGCGCUGGCUUUUAUGUGGAUGCCACUGAAGAACCAUGGAAAACUAAUUAUCGGAUGUAUUCUUACAUAAAGGAUGAGUUGCCUAAUCUGAUAAAUGCCAAUUUUCCGGUUGACUCUGGGAGGAUGUCUAUUUCAGGACAUUCCAUGGGAGGCCACGGAGCUCUCAUCCUUGCUUUGAAGAACCCUGGGAAAUAUAAAUCUGUUUCAGCGUUUGCUCCAAUCUGCAACCCUGUUCAGUGCCCAUGGGGUAAAAAAGCUUUUGGUGGAUAUCUCGGAUCAAAUGUUACUGCCUGGGAGGCAUACGAUGCCACGCACAUUGUGAAGUCCUGCGAAGGUUCCCCUCUGGAUAUUCUGAUCGAUCAAGGCAAAGAUGACCAGUUCCUUUCAGCCGGGCAGUUGCUGCCUGAUAAUUUCAUUGCUGCCUGCACAGAGCGUAAAAUCCCAGUGGUCUUCAGGAUGCAGCAGGGCUAUGAUCACAGUUACUACUUUAUAACAACAUUCAUUAACGACCACAUCAGACACCAUGCAAAAUACCUCAAUGCUUGACUGAAUCCCUGCUGUGGGCAAACUUUGACUAUACAAGACAAUUGAAGCUAUCA